Pundamilia nyererei is the source of this 1663-nucleotide messenger RNA. It is a transcript of the gene vtna, whose product is annotated as vitronectin a. The record is from RefSeq and is a predicted model, not a curated record. The transcript is spliced from 8 exons. The coding region runs from base 14 to 1657 and encodes 547 amino acids. Gene Ontology annotation, biological process: immune response; cell adhesion mediated by integrin; cell-matrix adhesion. Gene Ontology annotation, molecular function: polysaccharide binding; integrin binding; extracellular matrix binding. NCBI's taxonomy places the organism in Eukaryota, Metazoa, Chordata, Actinopteri, Cichliformes, Cichlidae.
CAGAGGAGGCAACAUGGACCUGUGGGCCGUGCUGCUGCUCGCUCUGCUCGCCGACACUUUGGCUUCAGACGAGUCAUGUUUGGACCGCUGCGAAAAUGGCUUUGACGCCCGGAAGAAGUGCCAGUGUGACUCCAUGUGCAAGUACUACAAAAGCUGCUGCUCUGACUUUGAAUCCACCUGCAAUAUGAUGACUCGCGGAGACACAUUUCAGUUUGCAGAAGACGAUUAUUACGAUGGGCAAUCUGAGAGCACGCCUCAGCCCACACGUCGUUCAGCACGCAACCAGCUGAGGCCUACACAACCGCCGGACUUCAAUCCCAGAGCGCAAGAACGCCCUGAGACCACGCUGGAAAUGACCAGACCGACCAGACUGAGAGUCUCUAACAUCCCGCCGACACGUGCGACACACCCAGACACCCACACAUUGGAGGACUCCAUCACGACCAGCGCAGCAACCGAGGUGACCACAGUUCCUGCCACAACAGCCACCACCGUGGCCCCUGACCCAGAUGCUGAGGUCUGCAGUGGCAGACCUUUUGACGCCUUCAUGCAGAUCAAAAAUGGCUCCAUCUAUGCUUUCAGAGGGGAGUACUUCUUUGAACUUGACCAGAAGGCAGUGCUCCCUGGUUAUCCAAAGCUCAUUAAGGAUGUGUGGGGCAUCAGCGGGUCCAUUGAUGCUGCGUUCACCCGCAUCAACUGUCAGGGGAAGACCUACAUCUUUAAGGGAAACAAGUACUGGAGGUUUGACAAUGGCGUGCUGGAUGAUGACUAUCCCCGAUACAUAAACGUUGGCUUUGACCGGAUUCCCGAUCAUGUGGACGCAGCGUUUGCCCUUCCUGCCCACAGCCACCAAGGAAAAGAGAAGGUCUAUUUUUUCAAAGGUGACCAGUAUUAUGUGUAUGAGUUUUUGCACCAGCCGUCUCACGAGGAGUGCAUCAAAAUGUCUGAGAGCUCUCCGUCCACUCCCUUCAGGCGCUACACUGAUGUGUACUACAACAACUAUGAGCGUUUCUUCGGCGAGCUCUUCUCUGACCUGCCUCAGCAUCAUAGUAAGCACCACUUUAUUAACAAGGACUGGAAGGGCCUCAGGUCUCCAGUGGAUGCUGCCAUGGCGGGCAGAAUCUACAUCAGUCCUUGGAGGUCGACGCGACGCCGCUACAACAGCCAGCAAGACCAGCAGUGGGACCAGCAGUGGAACCAGCAGUGGAACCAGCAGUGGAACCAGCAGUGGGGUCGGCGGAGACAAAAUCGUUCACCCUCCUGGGGCUCCUUUGCUGAGCAGGGAAUGAACAUGGGGCGGGAAUUUGCUGAAAGAGGGAUGGAAAUGGGUAUGAGACUGGCAGAGAGGAGGAUGGAAAUGGCAGAGAGGCUGGGACAAGGCUGGGACAGACGGUGGGAUCAAGACUGGGACCAGGACAGACGGAGAGAUCGUUAUGGCCAGAACAACAGAGGCAACUAUGACUCCAGAGAUGACCGAUACGGCUACGACUUCCAAAGGGAGAUGCCCAUACAGACCGUCUACUUCUUCAAAGAAGAUAAAUACUACAGAGUGGAUAUCAGGACUAAGAGAGUUGAUCCUGCUGUUCCUCCGUACCCCAGAUCCAUCGCCAAGUACUGGCUCGGCUGUUCGGACACCCCUGGAGCAGAGAAGAAGUAGUUUCCA